Messenger RNA from Myxocyprinus asiaticus (Chinese sucker), 1242 nucleotides. It is a transcript of the gene spo11, whose product is annotated as SPO11 initiator of meiotic double stranded breaks. The record is from RefSeq and is a predicted model, not a curated record. Gene Ontology annotation, biological process: meiotic DNA double-strand break processing; reciprocal meiotic recombination; meiotic DNA double-strand break formation. NCBI's taxonomy places the organism in Eukaryota, Metazoa, Chordata, Actinopteri, Cypriniformes, Catostomidae. Bases 1 to 1152 code for a protein of 383 amino acids. Gene Ontology annotation, molecular function: ATP binding; DNA topoisomerase type II (double strand cut, ATP-hydrolyzing) activity; DNA binding. Gene Ontology annotation, cellular component: nuclear chromosome. The transcript is spliced from 13 exons.
AUGGCUGAACAGUUUACUGAGCUUGAUAAGUUAAAAGAGACGCUGCGCGCGAAUCAUGAAACCGCCGACAAACACCUGGAGCACGUCAGCAGACAGGAUGUUUUGACGCGCAUUGAGAGGAUCAUUCAGACUGUAGUCAGUAGCGUGUCUAAAAAUGAGGCACCUGUGCUGAGUGUGAUCAAUAGAUCCAACUGGGCCAAUGUCAGAUUUCAUAAGUCUGUUGGUUUGAUACUGCAGCCAGAUGCCUCUGUAACAGCUCACCGAUGUGACUGCCCUUCAUCAGCCAACAAGUUUGCACUGAUUUUAAAGCUCUUGUCUGUUAUUUACAAACUUGUGCAGAGUGAUUCCUAUGCUACUAAAAGAGACAUAUACUAUAAUGAUCCACAGCUGUUUGGGUCACAGAAGACCGUGGAUUCAAUCGUGGACGACAUUUCGUGCAUGCUCAAAGUUCCUCGCAGGAGUCUGCAUGUUCUUGCGACAUCCAAAGGCUUUAUCUCAGGUGAUCUGUGUUAUUUGGAGGAAGAUGGCACAAAGGUAGACUGCAGUUCCAGCACUACAGCUACCCCUGUGUCUUCCAAUGUUAGUGGAAUAAGAAACAUUGUAUCAUUUGCAAAAUUCAUCCUGAUAGUGGAGAAAGACGCAACUUUCCAGAGACUCCUUGAUGAUGACUUUUGCAUCAGACUGUCUCCAUGCAUCAUCAUAACUGGUAAAGGAAUGCCUGAUGUGAAUAGCAGACUGAUGGUGAGAAAACUAUGGGACACACUACACAUCCCAGUCUUUGCCCUGGUGGAUGCAGACCCUCAUGGCAUUGAAAUCAUGUGCAUCUACAAGUAUGGCUCAGUGUCAAUGGCCUUCGAGGCCCACAGUCUGACUGUCCCCAGUGUGCUGUGGUUGGGCCUCCUGCCUUCAGACAUCCAGAGGUACAGGGUGCCAGAGGAAGCUCUUAUUCCAUUUUCUCAGACAGAUGAGAGGAAAAUCAACAGCUUGAGGAGCAGAGCCUACAUCACCUGCCAACCUGCUUGGGAGAGAGAGAUAGAAGAAAUGCAGAGACUGAAGUGGAAAGCAGAGAUACAGUCCCUGGCAUCUAUUGCCCCUUAUUUCCUCACUAGAGUGUACCUGCCAAAUAAACUGCGUUAUGGAGGCUGGAUAUGACCUUAUGCUGCCAUCUAUUGGACUAUAUUCUGUACUGCAGCUUUAGCGCUAUAACUACUAAUCGUCAUUUGUGUUCUGGAUUAAUUUAUU